AUGCCACGGGAUGCGGACGCGGCUGUCAGCGUAUCGUCGCCCGGGCGGGGCUCACGGGCGCGGGCACGGGCGCGGGCACGUGCCCAGGCGCGGGCGGCGGAGCGGGCGCAGGGCGGCGGGACAGCGGCGGCGGCGGCAGCGGCCGACAAGCCACCCUCCCGCCCUCUCGACGGAUGGGUCGAGGUGGUGCCGUUGCCGGGACUGGACCUGCCCGAGCUGGAGGCCGGGCAUGGCGGUGAGCGCGGCAAUGGCGGCAGCAGCCGGGGCGGGCGCGAUGGCGCCGAUGGCAGUGAUGGCGCGAGCGAUGACACGCCCGCGGCGUUGGCGGUGCCGGGAGCGACUCGCAAUCUAUGGCUGGUGGUGGUGGCAUCGGCGCUGGCACUGUCGUGCUGGUUCUCGACCAAUGCGGUGGCACCUGCGCUCGAGGCGGAGGAGGGCUACAGCACGAGCGAGGUGGCCUGGCUCUCGUCGGCCGUCCAGCUGGGCUUUGUGGCGGGCACACUCGCGCUGGCUACGAUCAACGUGGCCGAUGUGAUGCGGACGCGGACGCUGUUUGCAGUGUCAGCGGCGGCGACGGCAGCGUCGAACCUGGCGGUGGCCUUUGUGGCGCCCAAGGACGUCGGCGGCUUUGGCGCGCUGCUGGUGCUGCGGGCGCUGACAGGCAUGUUCCUGGGCGGCGUCUACCCCCCGGCAUGA
Thecamonas trahens ATCC 50062 is the source of this 696-nucleotide messenger RNA. RefSeq lists its product as uncharacterized. The record is from RefSeq and is a predicted model, not a curated record. The transcript is spliced from 2 exons. The coding region runs from base 1 to 696 and encodes 231 amino acids. NCBI's taxonomy places the organism in Eukaryota, Apusomonadida, Apusomonadidae. Gene Ontology annotation, molecular function: transmembrane transporter activity.